Molecule: messenger RNA, 1332 nt
Organism: Porites evermanni
Lineage: Eukaryota; Metazoa; Cnidaria; Anthozoa; Scleractinia; Poritidae
Source: the annotation of a GenBank genome assembly
AUGUCUGACAUGGAUGAUGACUUCAUGUGUGAUGAUGAAGAGGAGUAUGACUUGGAGUACUCAGAAGACAGUGCUUCAGAGCCAGAUGUCGAUUUAGAAAACCAGUAUUACAACUCCAAAGCUUUGAAGGAAGAUAAUCCUAAAGGUUCUCUAGAGAGUUUCCAGAAAGUACUGGAUCUUGAGUCUGAGAAGGGAGAGUGGGGUUUUAAGGCUCUGAAACAGAUGAUUAAGAUCAACUUCAAACUGGGUCAUUAUGAGGAGAUGAUGACCAGAUACCAGCAGUUGUUGACUUACAUCAAGAGUGCUGUCACACGGAACCACUCUGAGAAGUCCAUUAACUCCAUCCUGGAUUACAUCUCCACUUCAAAACAGAUGGAGCUGCUGCAGAAUUUUUAUGAGACCACUCUGGAGGCCCUUAAAGAUGCUAAGAACGAUAGGCUGUGGUUUAAGACAAACACAAAGCUGGGAAAGUUGUAUUUUGAUAGAGGAGAGUUCACCAAACUGGCAAAGAUUUUAAAGCAGCUUCACCAAUCUUGCCAAACCGAUGAAGGGGAAGAUGAUCUCAAGAAAGGCACGCAGCUGCUUGAAAUUUAUGCACUGGAGAUUCAAAUGUACACUGCACAGAAGAAUAACAAGAAGCUAAAAGCUUUGUAUGAGCAGUCACUUCACAUCAAGUCUGCUAUCCCGCACCCGCUGAUUAUGGGGGUCAUUCGUGAAUGUGGUGGAAAGAUGCACCUGCGAGAAGGUGACUAUGAGAAAGCGCACACUGAUUUCUUUGAGGCUUUCAAGAACUAUGAUGAGUCUGGUAGCGGGAGACGCACAACUUGCUUGAAAUAUCUGGUGUUGGCUAACAUGCUGAUGAAAUCUGGGAUUAAUCCUUUUGAUUCACAAGAAGCAAAACCUUACAAAAAUGACCCAGAGAUUCUUGCUAUGACCAAUCUUGUCAGUGCUUACCAAAAUGAUGACAUCAAUGAAUUUGAAAAAAUUCUUAAGACCAACCGUAAGAACAUUAUGGACGACCCUUUCAUUAGGGAGCACAUAGAAGACCUGUUAAGAAACAUACGAACGCAAGUGUUAAUUAAACUGAUCAAGCCAUACACAAGGAUUCAUAUUCCGUUUAUUUCAAAGGAAUUGAACAUUGAUACAGAAGAGGUUGAAAGCCUCCUUGUUUCCUGUAUACUUGACAAUACUAUUCAUGGCCGCAUAGAUCAGGUCAACCAGCUUCUAGAACUGACCAGAACCUCACAAAGUGUUGAUAGAUUUGCUGGCCUGGACAGGUGGACCACACAGGUCAAUUCACUUCAUACUGCUGUUGUAAACAAGAUUGCAUGA